AUGAACAGAUCAUGGUAUUGGAAUGAAGAAGAACGAUUUCGACCAUUAGAUUUACCAAACAAGACAUGCACGAUUAUCUAUUGUGGAGCUAAUACAGCUGGAACUGAUGGUCUUCAUUUUGCACUUGCAUAUCCAUCAUGUCAUAUUUAUUUUCUUGAACCAGUACUUCCAUUUUACGAAGAAUUAAUACAUUCUUCUCGUAUACGAAACCUUUUGACAAGUGAUCGUUCAUCAUUAUAUCAUAUAUAUCCAUUUGGACUAUCAAAUCGAUCAUAUUUGGUUAAUAUUAAUGAAAAGUCUUUCUCUCAAGGACAAAGUUUAUCUUUAACCGAUCAUACACAGUCAUUAUCAAACAAUUAUUAUAAACUCAUUGUUCGAGAUGUUGCAGAAAUUUUAUUUGAAUUUAAAAUAUUGAAAAAAACGGUCUCAUCAAUUGAAAAUGAACUUAGUUUAUUACAUAUGAAUUGUGAAGGAUGUGAAUACGAUGUCGUUGAGAGAUUAUUGACAACAGGACUCAUAAAACACAUUCGACAUCUUCAAUUUGGAUCUCAUCGACCGAUUGAAAUACAAUCAACAGUAGCGGAACGUUAUUGUUCCAUUCAAAAUUCUCUCAAUAUAUCACAUGAUCGUAUUUUUGGAAUUCCAUGGGGUUGGGAAAGAUGGACUCAUCGAAAUCUUUCAAUAUCAAACCUAUAA
This is a messenger RNA of Adineta steineri, 696 nucleotides long. The record is from the annotation of a GenBank genome assembly. NCBI's taxonomy places the organism in Eukaryota, Metazoa, Rotifera, Eurotatoria, Adinetida, Adinetidae.